Molecule: messenger RNA, 2700 nt
Organism: Centropristis striata (black sea bass)
Lineage: Eukaryota; Metazoa; Chordata; Actinopteri; Perciformes; Serranidae
Gene: angpt2b
Product: angiopoietin 2b
Exons: 9
Coding region: 744-2249 (501 amino acids)
Biological process (GO): Tie signaling pathway
Molecular function (GO): receptor tyrosine kinase binding
Source: RefSeq, a predicted model, not a curated record
UGUCAGAAAGUUCUUGUGGUGAGCAGUGUGUAUUUUUGUAGCUUCCUCUUCUAACCCCCGCAAACAUGAGCACCGUAAGAGGGAGGGAGGGAGGGAGAAAGUGAAAAAGGGAAGGCUGGUUGAGUGAUUAUGUGCUAAGGAGGUGCAUGUGUGUGUGUGUGUGUGGAGAGGUACGCCACUCUCUCUCUACUUUAAGAGCUUUACCACUUCAGCCAACAUCCCCUCCUCUCCUCCUCUCCUCCUCCUCUCCUCCGGACCAACGCAUGGACUUCAAGCUGCUUGAAAAGAAGGCAGAGAGGAAGGCAACUGUUCAGAAGAGAGAUAAAUGGUGAGAGGGAAGUCUGCUGUUGGUUUCCUGGACUGGAGUGUUACAGUCACAAUAGGAGGCAAUCCCCUUUUCCUGUGUGUGUGUGAAUGUUUUCCGUCCGCCCUCACGAGGACCAGCGGGAGCAGGAACUGGGCUGAAGAAGACUUCUGGAUGCAGCAGCAAAGAGGAGGACCAGCCAAAAGAGGAGACGGCAAAGUGAUAAAACAGAGAGAGGAGCAGCAGGAGUUGGACUGAGAAGACAGGAGGAAAGGAGUCAAAGUCUUGAGGGACUUUUUAACAAAAGACAGGAACAGAUAGAGGAGAUACAGAGGAGCAAAAGGAGCAACUCACCUGACUCACUCCUCUGCUCUGCCAGGAGGAGCACCUCCUUAUUCCCCUCUCCUCCCUCCCUCCCCUCCCCCUCUCCUCCCCUGACAUGGGCCCGCUGACCCUCGCCUACCUGGCCUACCUGCUGACGGCCGUCAUCAGCUCAGAGCGCCAGCAGCACCAGGUGCAGCACGGCGCCUGCAGCUACACCUUCAUCCUCCCCGAGGUGGAGCACUGCCGCCCCUUAAAGGACUUCCAGGUCACCAACACGCUGCAGAGGGACUCCCCGCCCGAGGCCGACCCGGAUACCAGCCAACCCAAGCCGGCCAAGGCCCAGAAGGAGAGGCCUUCCUGGCAGGAGAGGAAGUUGGAAAACCUCGAGAGUGCCAUGGAGAAUAACACCCAGUGGCUGCAGAAGCUGGAGGACUUCAUCCAGGAGAAUGUGCGCUCUGGGAUGGAGGAAAUGAAAAGAAGUGCGGUGCACACACAGACAGCUGCCAUGCUGGAAAUGGGAACCAACCUCCUCAGCCAAUCAGCAGAGCAGACCCGCAAACUGACAGACGUAGAGACCCAGGUGUUAAACCAGACAAGUCGCCUGGAGAUCCAGCUGCUGGAGUACUCGCUCUUCACUAACCGGCUAGAGAAACAUAUUCUCCUGCAGACUCAGGAGAUCUCACGCCUCAGUGACAAAAACAGUUUUCUGGAACAAAGGCUCUUAGGGCUGGAAGCUCGCUAUGGGAGGGAGCUGCAGGGCUUGCAGAGUGAAAAACAGCAGCUUCAAGAGCUCCUGGAGAGGCAGAGUCGACUGGUCAGUCAGCUCCAGGGAGAACUGGGCAGCUCCACGCUAAACAGCACCUUACUACAGAGGCAGCAGGCCGUGCUCACUGACACCGUGCAGCAGCUGCUGGCCAUGGUCAACCACUGCAAUGAAAUCUCCAGUAUGCCCAAGGAGGAGCCGCUUACUUUCAGAGACUGUGCAGAGAUCCUGCGCUCUGGAGUGACGGAGAGUGGAAUAUAUGGCAUACGCCUCCCCAACUCCACGCAGACUGUCAAGGUGUUCUGUGAUAUGAAGACUACAGGUGGUGGGUGGACGCUGCUGCAGCAUCGGAGAAACGGCUCCGUUAACUUCCAUCGUGGGUGGAGAGAUUACAAAAUGGGCUUUGGGGAGCCGUCUGGGGAACACUGGCUGGGGAAUGAUAUCAUCCACAAGCUGACCAGCUCCCAGGAAUACAGUCUGCAUGUCCAGCUCAGAGACAGAGAGGGGAACGAAGCAUUCUCACAUUACGAUCGCUUCUACAUAGACGGAGAGGACAACAACUACAGCCUUCAUGCAGAGGGCUUCAGUGGCACGGCUGGACGGACCAGUAGCCUCACCCAUAGUGGCACCCAGUUCAGCACCAAGGACAGGGACAACGACCGCUGCACCUGCAAGUGCGCCCAGCUCGCAUCAGGAGGUUGGUGGUUUGAGGCUUGUGGUCCGUCCAACCUGAAUGGCAUAUAUUACCCCAGCUCUUCUAGCGUGGUUCGCUACAACGGCAUCAAGUGGUACUAUUGGAAGGGUCCAAAUCUGAUGGCUACCAUGACAACCAUGAUGGUUCGCCCGGCAAACUUCUGACAGCAUGGCUCGUUCAUGAUGUCAGAUUGUGAAGCGAAUGUUGCCUCCGAUGAAUAAAAUGAAAAGAUAUCCAGGAAAUUGUAUAUUUUGGGAGGAAAUUUGAAUCCAACUAUUGGUGGUUUCAGCUUCUGGACAUCUUGGAGCAAGGCUUUAGCAAUUGCCUGGGGACAUAUGUGAACUUUCAGCAAAUGACUGUGGUGAAUUUCUAAGCAAUGAAUUCGACCCAACAAUAUCAAUUCAUAAAGGAUCUCAGAAUGUAUUUUAAUGAGGAUUGUGCUGAAAGAGGAAGAAGGUAAAAAAACACAACAGAUCACAACAAAUUAUGCAGUUACAUAAGACGUUACUCAACUCAACAUUAAAUUCACUUGAAUAGCUGAUAAAUGUUUAGAGACACUUUAUCGCAAUACCUAUUUUUAUAUUAAAAGUUUUAUAUUAAAAGUAUGAAAACUUU